Synchytrium microbalum is the source of this 3462-nucleotide messenger RNA. RefSeq lists its product as uncharacterized. Bases 1 to 3462 code for a protein of 1153 amino acids. The record is from RefSeq and is a predicted model, not a curated record. Gene Ontology annotation, cellular component: membrane. The transcript has 13 exons. NCBI's taxonomy places the organism in Eukaryota, Fungi, Chytridiomycota, Chytridiomycetes, Synchytriales, Synchytriaceae.
AUGUCGAGACGCACAUUGAAAUUGGUGCUAUGGUUGGCUACACUUUUGAGUCUAGCGACUGCAUCACCGCUAUCAAAUCACAUAUCAUUGAUCGAACGAGACAAUCUAACUCCAGAACAACGAGCUGCUGAUGCUGGAACUGGUCUGGUUAGCCAGGGUGGUUUAUCAGUAUGGUUUGGCAUUGGUGGUGCUAUUCGAAAUGCCAUGAGGCAAGGCAAAACAACUUUACCCAUCUUGGAUCCUGUCACUGGGAAGAUGGUGUUUGAUAUCAAGACUAUUGUUAUGUUCUAUAUACCCGUUUUGGUUUUUGUUGUCCUUAUCCUACUCCUUCUCGUCGGAACCGGUUGCGCAGGUUGCUGCUUAUGCUGUUGCUGUCGUCGCAAACUACUCCGCCGAAGAAAAGCAUACACCACCUCAGACCGACUCGUAGCCAUCAUCUUCCUCGUACUACUCUUAGCUUGUGGAGGUGUCGCCAUUCUAGGUGGUUGGAGAGGAUCUGCAUUGAUAUCAACGGGGAUCCAAUUGAUAUUCAGUGUCACAAACACUACUGUUGCUGAUGUGCAGUUGAAGAUUGCAAGUGUUAUACCCGGUGCUAAUAGUAUUUUGGGGGUUGUUUCUACCACCGUUAAUUCUUCCAUCGACGGAGUCGUGACUCAGCUAGGUUUGGAUACCUUAAGUGCCAAUGCUUCGCCUAUAGUCGCAAGCCUCGCAGCGACCCUCAUCGCUAUGCAAGGCUCAAUCGACACCAUGCUCCUCAACGUAACCAAAAUCGGCUGGGACUAUGGAAAUCUCACUUCCAUCCUCGAGCCAGCCUUGAUCGGCGACCUAAACUACUUCAACUCCCAACUACAAACCCUCUCUGGAUCCCAAAAUAACGCUGGUAGCAUCUUCCAACUCCAACAGGCGCUACCAACCAUGGACGUAACUCAAGCCGGUGGUAACUUCUCUGGUGUCUCACCAACACCAUCUGAUUUGAACAAUAUGGUUGCACCCGCCACCACAAUGCCAAACUUGGUUACUAUGGCUCAUAGUAUUACGAGUUUGUUUAAUUCGUUGACUACCACUGCUUCGACUACUAUUUCGCAGUCGACUGGACCAAUCAAGAAUCAGGUUGCCACGUUGUUAAACGGUGCACAGACGACUGUGAAUAGUACUUUUGGACCGAUUUCGGAUCAAGUUAACAGCGACAUAGCGUCAUAUGCUACGGAUAACAUCAACAAGUAUUCGAUUUUGGCUUUGCAGUAUGAUUCAUACCGAAAUUACGGAUACAUGGCUAUCUUCAUUCUCUGUAUCAUUUGGCUCUUCGUUCCUCUAUUAUGUAUCGUUGCAAAGAAACCAAAGGGCACUAAAUGCUGUACUCUCUUUGCCGUUCCAUUUAUUGUGAUCUUAUACCUCUUGGCACUCUUGCACUUUAUCUUUGCCUAUGCUAUGGGUGAAGUCUGCUUCUACGCAUUCGCCCAAAACAUGAGUAUCGCCCAACCUCUCCUCGGAAACUCAACUUACCAAUACAUUGGAUAUGGUUUCCAAGCUCAAGCCAUGUGUUCUCAAGGCUCAAACUUGAUUGAUGUGGCAGUUGCGUUGAAUGUUGUACCUGCUAGCUACGGAAUCAACAGCACAACUGUCAGUCUGCACUACCAAGCCCAGAAUCUGUUGAAUGGGUUGAAUUUGAAUUCUUUAGUUAAUUCUGUGAAUCUGAACUCAACAUUCUCAUUGAGCUCCAGCAACUUGGCAUCCCAACUCGCACCAGUCAACACCUCCCUAACAAAUAUCACCUCCCUUAACACUACCACAUGGAAGAACCAAGCCUCGCGACCAAUUCUUGGAACUGCAUGGCAGACCCUCCUCACCUCCCUAACGACCUUAAACACUGUAGUCACCACCGGUUCUGAUGCUUCACGAGAAACACCUUUCGCAUGGACACCUCCCGCUAGUCCCAACAUUGGCGAUGUGAACUACUGGAUUACUUUGUGGAAUCCAGUGUAUACCAACAUAUCGAAUUACAAUGCUACCAGUCCAACCAUUGCGGCUAUGAAUGCCAAGAUGGCUGAAUCCGUUGUCCUUUUAGACGGAUUGCAAGGAUUUGUUCCUACCCUUCAGGGUGAUAUUGCGACCCUGCUGACUUUGAAUACUCAGCUGACAACUGUUCUGAAUAACUAUUUGGGUAGUGUCCCUACUUUGUUGACUACUGGUAUCACUACUUUGGAAUCAAAUAUUUUGACUGCUGCUGAUCUAAUUCAACUACAAGUCAACAAUUUGACCGAAUGUGCAGUUCUUGCCAAUGACACUCUGGCAUUGGAGCAUACGCUUUGUACUGUUUUUGUUGGAGCAUUCGAUUCUUUAUGGAUGGCCUUCCUAGUCCUCGCCUGUUGUGGUACUGCAUCUUUAGCAGUAUUCGUCGUAGCUGCCAACCGUCUCGCAGACAAGACUGCUCGUGAAGCAGCCAACGAAUCCAUCUACCAAAAGAAAGGCAAGAAAUCUAAAACCGACAAAUGGGAAGACGAUGACGAAGCGCCAGCACCUCAACUCGCUGUCAAAACCAAGGGCAAACGCAACAGUGGUCGCGGCCAACAACAACAAGUACUCCACACCGCCGAAAUGUCGCCAGUCUCCCCAGGAGCUGGCAGUCAUUCAUUUCGAGGGAAGAAGGGUACUAAAGACAGAUCAUCGUCGAAUUCAUCCAAUAAGGUAGAGCCAAUGGGAAUCUCACCAGUCCUUAUUGAUGAGGCUGAACCACAGUCUGUACUGGUCGCUCCUGGAAGUCGAACUAUGAGUGGGCAAGAUCGGGCUGCUUAUAUGGCUGCUAUGCAAGCUAAUGAGACUGAUCCAGCUAUGGAAUCACACUCUGCAUUUCUUGCGGCCAUGGCGCAACGAGCUUACAAUAAUUCGGAUCCCGCGGCAAAUGGGGGUGUGAUGCAAGUUAUUGAUGAGAACGGACUGUAUGUGAAUGAUAAUGGCAUCUACCCGACUAUUUCGAUGGCACCACCAAGCUUCCAAGACCCCAGCCACACACAAGAAACCGACGAAAUGAAACUUGACGCCGCACUAGACAACCUGAUCCACAACAUUGAUGCCCGCAAUCAAUCAAACCGAACAUCACAAGCCGUCCGUCCCUCUGCCACAAUCCGAAACCCCAACCCAAACAACCUCGAACUCGACCUGACUCGUCUGAUAUCUCGAAACUCAUCCACAUCCCCACAAAGUGCAUACUCCAACACAACACCAUCUCCAGAUGGUGAACAUGCACCGUUACUAAAGCCUGGUUAUGUAGCACCACCGUCACUACCAGCCAAUUUCACCAUCCGGGGAUCACCGAAUGAGACGAUACGGGUUGUUGCAAGUUCGCCUGGCAACACUUUGCCUGCGCCUGUUAUGAGGGGCAAUUCUUCAUUGCACCAGGAAAAUGCUGCCGCCUAUUUGGAGGCUAGGAGGACGUCGAGGGCUAGCAAGUCGUCACGACACUAG